Fonticula alba is the source of this 5445-nucleotide messenger RNA. RefSeq lists its product as hypothetical. Bases 1 to 5445 code for a protein of 1814 amino acids. The transcript is spliced from 2 exons. The record is from RefSeq and is a predicted model, not a curated record. NCBI's taxonomy places the organism in Eukaryota, Rotosphaerida, Fonticulaceae.
AUGGCGGGCCCGGGUCUGAAGAUGAACACCGCUGAGCUCGCGCUGUUCGCGGCAUCGCCGCCACCACCGGCCGCCGAGCCGGCCGCCAAUGACCCGGCCGGAUCCGCCACCGGCAAGGCUCCCCCCGGCGGCGUCGGCCUGGGCACCCCCUCCUGGGACACGUCCAAGUACCAAGCGUCGGCGUCGCCGGGGCUGGUGGCCCCACACCCGACCCCGUCAUUGGCGGCCGGGGCCGGCGCCACGCCGGCCGUCAACCCCUACUGGUCGCCAUACAUGCUGGGCCGCGGCCCGGCCAGUGGCACGCCGGGCAUCGGGCCUCUCAGCGGCCCGAGCACCCCCCUGGCCACCUGCUCGGCGGCCCCGACCCCGGCCACGCCCUUCCUCCGGGCCCUGAGCACCAUGCGGUCCUCGGGCGGGUCUUCCUCCGGGCUGCUGAUGGCCACGGCCCCGACGCCCACCUCGGCCGAGCCCGCCUGGGGCUCGACAUCGGCCACUGCUGCCGCCUACGCCCCGCCGGGCCCGGGCAGUGGGGACAUGUCCAGCGGGUGUGCCACCCCGGCCACCCCGGCCUUCAGCAUGUUCGGCAUGCUGCUGAGCCCCUCCCUGACCGACACCCAGGGCCGCGAGGAGCUGACGCCGCAGCUGCCCCCCACGGCCGGGGCGUCCUGGCACCCGGGCCCGGGCCAUCUGGCCGAGGACCCGGUGCGGCCCGUGUCGCCGAUGGCGGUGGCCGGGCUGGCCGGCGGGCCCCCCAUGACCGACCGCUUCCUGGCCGUGUCCAUCGCACAGCACACCGCCACUGCCGAGGCCGAGGCCGUGGUCCCGGCUGCGGCGCACCCGGCAUCCGGCCCGGCUGGGCGUCACCCGACCGGCAUCCCGGCCAUGGCCAUGGUUCGCCUUCAGGACUACUCCGCCGGCCAGGGCGCCGCGCGGUCCGGAGCCAGCCCGAGCCCCGGGCUGCCGGCGCUCAUGGGCGGCGAUGCCCUCAAUCGCCAGCUCAUCCACAUGCGUCUGACCCAGCAGCAGCAGCAGCAGCAGCAGCAGCAGCCCGACCGGCAAGAGUCGCAGCGCGGCGCGGAUGCCGAGCUGGCCGGCCGCCAGGCCGCCCAGCGCAUCAUCAGUGCGGCGCUGGAGGCGGCCGCCGCGGCCGGCUAUCGGGCUGAUCUGGCGGCCGGGCUGCCGGCGGAUCCGCUGCUGGCCUUCCCGCUGGAGGACCCGACCGUCGGGGGGGCAUCCCCGGUGCCGCGGUACAUCUGGGCCGCGCCGCCGGCGUCCCAGCACCUGCCGGGGCUCGAUGGCCUGGAUGCGGGCGACCCCCGGGCCGACGAUGGGCGCGGCUUCGGCGACCACUCCCCCGGCACGCCCUUCCGCACGAUGGACAUCGAGGAGGCCGACCGUCUGGUCCAGGCCUUUCAAGCGUCGCAGGCCAGCCGGCAGGCGGCGCGGCCGGAUCCGGGCCCGGGCGGGGCCUGGAGCGUCGGCACGGCCCGGCCCCGCACCGAUGGCAUGGCGCCGCCGGCGCACGCGGCCACUGUCAUGGCAGGCCCGCCCGGCGGCCGGCCCGCGGACCCGGUGCAUGGCCCCCCUGCCGAGGAGCCUGCCAAGCCAUCGGGCCUGGCGAAUGAUGCCCCCCCGGCGGAGCACCGCCCGGAGCCGCUGGCCGACGGCGCGGGGCUGCUGCCUCCGGGCGCCGUGCUCAACAGCCAGGAGGUCUUUCUGACGGCCCUGCUGUCGACCAAAUCCGCUCGCGGGCCGCCGCCGGUGGAAUCGCGCUCCAACGCCGCCCGGGCUGGCACGCCGGCGGCCGCCGGGGGGUCCACUUCGGCCGCGGAUCUGGCCGGCCAGCACGCGGGGCUCCGCCGGCGGGCCGGCGCCGCGGCCGCCGCCGCCGCCGCCCACCCGGGCCCCGACGCCCUUCUGGCCACCGACAGCCCGACCAUGCUGCUGGCCACGGAGUCGCCGUCACUCGGGCACCUUGCCGGCGGGGGGUACUCCCGGCCGGGGAGCGUGCCGCCGCCGCCGAGUCUGACGGCCACGGCGGCGGCGGCCGGCGAGGCGGCCACCCCGGCGGCCCCGGCCGUCGUCCGGUCCGGGCCCACCCUCUUCGACCAGUAUGGGCGGUGGUUUGACAGCCGCGAGGCCCAGUCCCCGCGAGCCCGGUGGCGGAGCUUCUACCGGGUGUUCGCCCCGUGGCUGGUGUUCGGGGUGUUCCUGGCCUGGUUCGUGGCGGUCCUGGCCCAGGGGCGCUUUGGCCGGCAGCUCCAGGCGGCCGAGCGGCCGGCCAUCCGCCAGCUGGCCGUGGCCCUGCAGCGGUCGGAUGCCCCCUGGUCCCAUGGGCUGGAUCGCCUGCGCACGGCCUACCAGUGGCUGGACGCCAUCCUGGCCGGGCCGGUGGGCGGUGUCAACCUGUUCGGCACCCCGGGCCCGGGGCUGUCGCUGGCCCAGCUGUCCGGCGGGUGGCUGCCGGACGCGGUGAUCCCCGUGUCGGCCGGCCUCGAGGCCCUGCUGGCCGUGCUCAUGUUCACCUGGGACAUUGCCCUCCCCUCGCGUGUGUACAUCUACCUGACCUUCCUGCGCAUGACGCGCCAGCUGCUGGGGUCCAUGAUCGGCGGCGCCGGGCUCUUUGAGGAGGACUGCCGCGCGGCCCUGGUGGCGCCGUUCGAGAGCCGCGUCGCCCUGCUGGAGCAGCUUCCCCUGGCUGCCUGUGGUCCUGAAUCCUCGGGCCUGCCGUCGGCCCAUCUGAUGGUUGCCACCGGCAUGCUGCUCUUCAUGGCGCUGCAUGUGCGCAAGCAGUUUGUCGUCCUGGCCAGCCUGGCCACCGUGGGGUACAUCGGCGCGGCGGCCACCGUGUCGGUGCUGAUCGGCUCGCAAUCGGUGACCAUGGCCUUCGCCGCGGUGGCCUACGGGGCUUCCUACUUCUGCACAUACCUCACCACCCUGGUCGGGGUCCGGCUGUACAAGCUGCUGGAUGAUCACUUCUUCCGGUACAUCAUGGAAACCGAGAAGGAUCCCCUGGAGCUGGAGUCUCUCAUGCUGACUGCGGGCGGUGAUGAGGGCGCUGCCAUGGCCCAGGCGGCCGGCUCGGGCUCGAGCUCGGGCUCGGGCUCGGGCCCGGGCCCGGGCCCGGCCAGCAGCGGCGUGAGUGCCACCGGCGGCAGCAUGUCGGCCCCGGUCCCGGCGGCCGGGCUGGCGGCCGGCCCGGCCCGCGGCGCCCCCAUGCCUGCCCCGGACUCCGGCUCCGAGGACAAGGAGCCCUUGGGCGCGGAGGUGGCCGCGUCGCCGGGCGGCCCCGGCCCGGGCGUCGGCUGGGCCCUCGGCCAUGAGCAGCUCACCCCGCCGGUAUUGCGCUUCCGGCCGCGGUCGCAGAUUCUGUCCGCCGAAACCGGCCAGCUGUCCCCCUUCGAGGCAUUCAUCCAGCCGGCCAAGCAGCCGCCCGGCGGGGCGUCGGCCGUCGCGAGUGCCGCCACGGCCCUGGCCGCCGCGCCCACCGCGGCCAGCAUGGCGGCCCCCGCCUCGCCGAAGGAGGAGGAGGAGGAGGAGGAGGAGGAGGAGGACGAUGUCGACGAGGAGGAGCGCAAGGACAUCCUCCCGGAGAUCGGCGAAAAGCAGGCCACCUUCUCCAUCCCCAGUCGGCCUUCCUCGCGUCGGGCGUCGGCCAGUGCGGAGCCGGGCCCGCAGGCGGCCGACUCCGCGGCCGCCGGCGGCGGCCCCGGCCAGUCGGGAUACUUCCUGGCCCCGGGCGGCCGGAGCACGGUGACCGUGAUCGCGGCCCCGGCCGGCGGGCCCCGCUGGCCGCUCGGCGGGUCGGCCACCGCCGCCGGCGCCGAGGUGAAGACCGUCGAGCUGAAGCCCCCCAGCCGGCGGUCCUCCUUCGCCGACACCGACCCCAGCAGCCGCCGGGGCUCGGCCUCCGGGGUGGCCGGUCUGGCGGCCAUGCCGGUGCCCCCCCGGCGGAGCAGCCUCGGCGUCACGCCGGCCGACCUGCCGGCCAGCGAGCGCCCGGCCGCCCUGGCCGACCUGGCCGCCGCCACCAUGACCCUGGCGCCGAUCCUGGACUCGGCCUCGGCCGGGGACCUGGUCAUUGACAAGCGCCUGGCCAAGGUGGCCAGCGGCGACCUGGCCCCCCUGGCCGGGGCGUCGCGUCCGCCGUCCGCCCCCAGCCCGGGGCCCGGCCUGGCCGAGGACGGCGGCCCCGGCCCCCGGCAGGAGGCCUCCUCCGAGGCGCCGGCCACCGCGGAGCUCACCUCGACCGCCGACGAGCGGAUGCGCCAGCGCGCGGCCCUGGCGCUGGAGGACUUGCGCAAGAUCCGGUCUCGCGGGGCCGCGGCGCCCGGCCCCGAUGCCGCCACCCCGGCCGGCAAGCCCACCACCGCCGGGGCCACGCUCGGGGAGGCGGCCGCGCCGGCGACGGCCCGCGCCGACCCCAUGGCCGGCCCGGCCGACGACCCGCGCCCCGACCACGCGGACGACCAUGACCAGGAGGUGUCGGCCCAGGCGGCCCUCUUUGACCGGACCAUCCCGGUGGACCGGCGCCUGCUGCCGGAGCCGAGCCUCCUGCGCCAGCGGCCGAAUGCCUUCCGCGCGCAGGUGGUCUUCGUGCUGGCCGUGGCGGUGGGCGUGCUGGAGCGCGUCCGCCCGGCCGAGUAUGUCCUGGCCCCCGGCGUGGCCACGCGCAUUUCCACCUUCAUGGUGACCCUGCAGCUGCUGGGCCUGGCGGCGGCCUUCCUCUUCCGGCACCUGGCCCAGCUGCACCUCCGGAAGAUCCCCUUCCGGCCGCACUACAUGCUGAAGGACAGCGACAAUUCCUUCGAGCAGGCCGACGUGCCGGACGGCGAGCUGGCCAUGCCGCCGACCGAGCAUGCGGUCCGCAGCCGCGGGCAAAUCCUCUGGGGCGUGGAGCAGCUCCGCCGGCGCAAUGCCGCGGCCACGGCGGCCGCCGGGCCCGCCGGGCCGACCCCCCGCCUCGGCGACCUGCGCCGCAUGCGCGGCAUCGAUCUCUGGCGGCGCGCGGUCAUCGGCCUGCUGGUGGCGGCCGGGGUGGCCACCAUUGCCUGGGUCCAGGAACUCCUGAUGCACGGCCUCGAGGGGUAUGUGGCCGCGGCCCUGACCCUGGAGGCGGGCGGGUCCCUGUCCCCGGCGUCGCUGCUGCUGGCCGAGGCCAUGGCCGCCCUGUCGCCGGAGAUGGCCACCUUCCUGGCCAUUGUCAUCCGCUCGGCCCGGUAUUUCACCCUCCCGGUGGCCAUGCACUUCUUCGUGCCCUGGAUGGUGGGCCAGUGGACGGCCGCCGUGGCGGCCAACCAGUGGGCCGGGCUGUGCGUGCGCGCGACUCGCCGCGAGCAGCAGCAGCAGCAGCAACUCCACCAGCAGCCCGGCAAGGGCGGGCCCAUGCCCGGGGCCCCGGCGCAAGCCCCCUCCCGCCGGGGCACCGCCAUGGCCGCCACCUGA